Spirodela intermedia is the source of this 5326-nucleotide messenger RNA. The record is from the annotation of a GenBank genome assembly. Lineage: Eukaryota; Viridiplantae; Streptophyta; Magnoliopsida; Alismatales; Araceae.
AUGGCCGAAGAAGCAUUUGUUGACGUGAGGGAGGAUGUAGCAGAGGUAUGGUCUAAGCCUUACAGUCUUCUGUAAGCAAGAAAAUAUGUAUCUGUUUCAGUCUAUAUCACAUGAACAAUUUUUUUUGUCUGUAAAGAAGUUCAUUGCAAAUAACUAUCUCGGUUAAUCUAACGGUUGGCUUUGUCUUUCUUAAUUAUAAAGAAACUUAUUGCAGAUCCUUAUGACAGUAAAUUUAUCCAUAUCUGAAAAGCUUCUCCAGUCCUAGUACUUGAAUCUUUCAAUCUAUGAUGCGGCAUGGAGUAUCUUUUUGCAUAACUUUAAACUUUAUGAGAUGUAACUAGCAGUUCAUACGUAUUCUUAUAUAAUUCUCUUUUUAUAUAUUGUGACAAGUCAGUCAUUUGAGUGGUACUGGUAGAUGGCUGGAUUUUCUCAAGAUUUAUGUUGCUCAUCGAGUUUGAUUCCAUCUAGUGCGUCCAUUGUGUUUGUCACAUGCUGCACAUCUGAUUUCCGCUUACCCAUGUAACCAAGCUUUCUGAGAUGCCGGCCUAAUAAGGGGUAGCCUGGAUCUUUUUGACAAUGUGUAUGGGGUGUUUUCUGUGUCUCUUUGCAUCACAAUGUCUGGAGCUAUUUUUUUUGCAGAAAGGUCCCUCGUGUCUUUUUAGAAUCUUCAUUCAUGUCCGAAACUUUUGGGAAGGAUAACUUUGUGGAUGAUAUGAUGUUCAUUUCCUGUCAUCAUGUACCUGCCGAUAUGACUCUUUUGAAGCAAGCCUUAUUGAUAAUUUCAUCUUUUCUGUCGAUUGGGGGGAUUACUUCGUAGACUCAAGACAUCAGUUAUCUUUCAGAUGUGUUGAGUCCAACUCCAACCAGCAUUAAUAAUUACUAUAAUGGGAUUGAAUGCCAUAUUGACCGGCUACAGUCUCAUUUCGAAGCAGAUCAGUCAAAUCACACAAUAUAGAGAGGAAUAAUGAUGUGGCUAAAAGUAGAAUAAGAUAUUUUUGUGUUAUUUAAAUUUUUACCUACUUGUUUAAUAAAAAAUGCUUAUACAUCAAUACUUUCUUUUAGUAGGGGCUGUUUCGAAGAUCCAUAAGGACUUUGUUUUAUUGAUCAAAGAUUUCUUUGGGUAUCAGUUGAUGAUCCCUGCUCAUUUUCCAUUAAUUUUCAUGUUUUUUCCCUUUGAUAACCAUUGGCUCAUGCCAUAUAUUUCUAUUACAUAAAGUAAUGCAAAUGUUGUCAAUAAUGACAAGUGAUGUUUACACGAAUAACUUAAUCAACGAAUUUCACUACACACACUAGUUGAUCAUUUAGAUUAGUCGUCUUAUUUCUUCAUGAUGAAAUAUAUGAUAUGGGGUAUACGGGAGAUUAAAAUGUGUAUGCAAAGAAAAUGAAUGUUUCCCCUUAUUAUCUCUUGUGAACAUCCUUGUUUAGGAUCAGAUUACGAACUUCAUCGUGCUUCUUUCUUUUCAUCCAUUUUCUUCUAAGGUUAGAUCCCUCAAUAUGUUUUCUUGUUGAAAUGCAGCUUGCACCAUUUGACCCCACGAAGAAGAAGAAAAAGAAGAAGGUUGUUAUCCAGGAACCAACUGAGGAGGUGGAGAAACUUGCAGAAAAAACAGAAAAUUUGUCAGGUAUUUUGAAAUAUCAGAGGUCACUGUUACCUUUUUUAAAAUUAUAUUUCUAAAGAAAUAUUCAGGUAUGAUUGCUCACAUUUUAAAAUUUUUACCUUUGUACUUAAUGCCUUUAAAAUUUUCAUGUUUUCUUUGGGUGCUUUUUUUGAUGUAGUUUCUGAGGGUCUUGAACCUAGUUUUGCUGGCUUGAAGAAAAAGAAAAAGAAGCCGGUUAGUCAGUGGAUGAUCCUUUAGUGACGUUUGAAAUCCAGAGUGGCGUACUUUUUUCCAAAUUUAUGUCCCCUUAUCACCUGUGUCGCUAUAACAUUUCUAUAUUUCUGUUGUUCUGUUAUUUUAGGUCGAAACCGAUUUCCUUAGUGAAGAACGUGGUGAUGUUGGAGAAGAACAUGUGGGUAAGUUCCCUUAUGAAAUAUUUGUUCUUAUCUGACGAUGACUGGAAUGGAACACCUGUUGAUAUGGUUGAAAUUGGAGACAUUUAUUUGAUAAUUCCCGAAACUCAGUUAUCGAAUUGAACAUGUUUCUACUGUUUAGUUGACACUCCUGUUGAAGAUGAAGAAGCGGAAGGUAUUGUGCUUGGAGGAGGUGUACAAUUUCCUUGGGAAGGCACUGUCCGAGAUUACUUUUAUGAAGAGGUGAUGCUUUGCUUUUGCUUUGGUUUUGAGAGAAAUUGGAAUUAAUACAUGAUAAAAGUAGAUAUUUAACUUCAAACCAAUUACUGCUGCUUGCUUGAUAUUUAAAUGCAUAUAUAUUUUUGGGAAUCAAGCAGACCAAAAUCAUCAAAUUAAUUACAAAAAUUCUGGAUUUUUUAAUGGAAUAGCGGUGUGGUUGCAUUUUUCUUCAAUGAUGUCAUUCUUUUCAUUACAUAAUAUACAUCACUCCAUGUCAUAAUGACACCUCUCUCCAUUUGAACUUGGCCACUUCAGAUGAACUUUCUGGAUCCACCAAGAAUUGGCAUAUAAAGAAUACAAUCAAUUUACAUGAAUAAAUAUGUAUAAAGAAAAGGGUGCAGAAAAGAAGUAGAAUAAAUGAGAAAAAAAUGAUUUUCACCGUCCCGAGAAAUGAUGAAAUACACUAUACCUGAGAUGGGAAACGUUUGAGGAGAACAAAAAUCAAAAGAUGUAAUGUAGAAAGGAAUGCUAAAGUUAUGGCAACAACUCAGGCAAUGACUUGUGGUUUAGUCACAUAAAUUGUAUGAAUCUCAUUUUUUUUUAGACUCAUUGGUCCCAUCUUCAUUUUUUUCGGGUAAUUCUGAUAGUUAUUGUACCCGUGGUUGAGAAGAUGAUGAUGACGUUAGUCUCUUGUGUUCUUUCAGCUCCUCGAUAGAGUUUUCAACAUAUUACGUCAGAACAAUCCAGAUCUUGCUGGAGAUAGGCGCAGAACAGUGAUGAGGCCACCCCAGGUUCUUCGAGAAGGCACUAAGAAGACAGUUUUUGUGAAUUUUAUGGAUCUUUGCAAGACGUACGCUCCAUUUUCUUUGACAUGUUACUUUUAGUUUCACAUGUUUUAUUUAUGUCACGAUUAUAGUUUCCCUUUCAUCAGUAGUAUCAUCUUGUCAUUGAUGGGCUUGUGGAGUCUUUGAAUUCCUGAUUUGGAAAGAUUGGUUCCUUGUUUACUGCCUUGACAGAGCCUGCACUGGCUACAUUGUUCAACUUCCCCUGGAUUCUGUAAAUAUCUGUUUCUGAUUUUUUUAUCAACUUAUGAACUUGAGUGCGCAUUUGCCAUCCUCAUUUUUUUUUAGAUUGAUGACAGAUUUAUGUUUCGUAAAUACUGAAAUCCACAUGGUAUGCUGACUUAUUAGACUGGCUACAUCAUGUCGUUGAUAGGUGGAAUGCAAUCAUUUUCCUUUGCCGAAAGAAAUGUAAUCCCUGCCUUUUAAUAGAUCAGUCUAGAAUGUUCAAUGUAGUCUGGAGCCAAGUAGCGUCAUGUAGAAUGGACAAUUGCUUUGGUUGAUUUGCUAAUGCUUCAUAAAUUUCUAGCACUUCCGAUGUUGUUCUUAAUCUUGUUGCGUAGUUUGCUGAGAAAUCUGCCUGAGUCUGUGUUAUGGUGGGUUUCAAGUUAUUGGCUAGUGAACUCCGGGUACUCCGAAUCAGAGCAUGCCUGUGAGCUUUUGAUCUCUUUGUCUAGCUUUUCAUGUAGUAUCUUCUUCUUAUUUUUCUCCUUCCCCUUCUUCUGAGAUUGUAGGACAUAGCUACCUUUGCAUCAGAUCAGAAGAUUUUAAAGUACAUAAAUGGAGUUGUACAUUACAUUAAUGAUUGGUGGAGUCCCAUUAUGAUAAGUCUGUCUUUAUUCGUUGAGGAUCAAUCAUCCACUUUGCUUUAGAAAAAAAGAUGAAAUCAUCAAGCUAUGGAAGUAGUGGGAUAAGUGCUGCACUUCCCUUUAAAUUUUAUCUUUGUAUGUUCUUCUGUCGAUAUUGUUGAUGUAAUAAUAAACUUGCCUAUUCUUAUUGAUGAAAAGAUUAAUGUGCCGGUUGUGGAUCAUAAGCCUCUGCAAUUAGUCAAGGGAGUACUAACAAUCUUAGCUUUCAGGAUGCAUAGGCAACCGGAUCAUGUCCAGAAUUUUCUACUCGCUGAAAUGGGAACUAGCGGAUCUCUUGAUGGGCAACAGAGGCUGGUUGUCAAGGGAAGAUUUGCUCCUAAGAACUUUGAGGGAAUUCUUCGGCGAUACGUCAGUAAGUUUUUUUUAACUAUAUCUGAUUUUAUUUUUUUUGUUUUUAUUCUUGACUGCUUCAUUCUGCUAGGGGAUCUAUAUCUUCACCUUCCUUUGUCUUGCUACUACCAUUUAGAUUCAUGCAUUACUUUGUUAAGUAGCUAAUUCUGUAAGAUUUAUGUGAACUAUAAUUAACUAUAUUCUGUAAGAUUAUAUCCGGCGCUUUUUUUUUUUAAGAUUGUCUGAAACUAUUUGUUGAUUACAUUUUUAUAAUUAGGGUCUAGUUGUUAUUAAUUUCGAUUUUUUAAGUUUCCAUACCUUUUUCUUUCACAGUCCUCCCAUAUGCAGAUUUUUUUCUUACUUCAGACCACCAGAAAGACACUAAACCUAGCCAUCUCUCUCUCUCUCUCUCUCUCUCUUAUAAACCUGUGCAUCAUUUCUAGGUCCAUGGGGGGACAUACCAGAAAAGAUCAGCUGAUAUUUUUAUCUUGUUACCUGAUCAACAUAGAAAUGUUGCAUGAGAAGAGAAAUAAACCUGGAGAAACCCACGUACUCUUCCAUUAUUGCCAUCGCUCAACAGCGUCGAUCCAUCCAGCAACCACUUUAGCCAUAAUCGUAUUCAUAUAUAUAUAUAUAUGUAUAUAUAUUAUUCAUAUACAGAAUGUGUAUCAUCCGUAUGCUCCAUUCAACCAUCUUGUGCAUAUCUUGUGGCGGAUUGGCUCAUCUCUGGUUAUGAUUUUCCAGAUGAGUAUGUCAUUUGCCAUGGAUGCAAGAGCCCGAACACUAUUCUGUCAAAGGAGAAUCGUCUGUUCUUCCUUCGGUGCGAGCAGGUGGGCAUUCCCUCCAUCUCCUUACUCUUCUUAAUCUUAUCUACUGAAUUUACCAUAUAAUAUAUUUUUCUGAAGAAAUCAAGUGAUGAGAACCUUGAUGGCAUGAUUUUUUUCAGAAGAGCUACUGAUCCCUGGUGUCUGUUCUUGCAGUGUAGUUCAUCGAGGUCGGUUGCGCCCAUCAAGGCAGGCUUUGUCGCCCAGGUCGGGCGCCGCAAGGCCGGAGCUUGA